This is a messenger RNA of Chiloscyllium plagiosum (whitespotted bambooshark), 3636 nucleotides long. It is a transcript of the gene itgb3b, whose product is annotated as integrin beta 3b. Lineage: Eukaryota; Metazoa; Chordata; Chondrichthyes; Orectolobiformes; Hemiscylliidae. Gene Ontology annotation, cellular component: focal adhesion; cell surface; integrin complex. Gene Ontology annotation, molecular function: fibronectin binding; fibrinogen binding; integrin binding. The record is from RefSeq and is a predicted model, not a curated record. Gene Ontology annotation, biological process: cell migration; platelet aggregation; integrin-mediated signaling pathway.
CGCUGCUCAGUGUUGUAAAGAUUGUCGAGCCAGCGGCUGCUUGUUUCAGUCCCACAGCACAGUGCCUGAGCCUCAGCAAUGGGAACACUCAGCCUGGGAGCUGGCUGCAUCACACUGCUCGCUGCCCUGUGCAUGACCACCGUCUGGGGUGAUAAUCUCUGCGUGUCAAGAGGAGCAGCAACGUGUGCAGAAUGUUUACAAAUCGAACCAUAUUGUGCCUGGUGUUCACAAGAGGACUUUGGGAGCAGCUCUUCAUGGUGUGACCUCAAAGAGAAUUUAAUCCAGAAAGGUUGCGCAGAGAAUGCGACUGAGUAUCCCCAGAGUUAUUUCCGAAUUGAGAAGAACUUGCCCCUCAGCAGCAAAGGGUCAAGUGACAAUCCGGAGGCGAUUGUGCAAUUUUCUCCUCAAAAGAUCAGCCUCAGCCUGCGUAGAGGAGAAUCCACAUCAUUCACAGUCCAGGUACGUCAAGUGGAGGACUAUCCUGUAGACAUUUACUACUUAAUGGAUCUCUCAUUCUCUAUGAAAGACGACUUGAAAACCAUCCAGGAACUUGGCACAAGGGUGGCUAAAGAAAUGGCUGAAGUCACCAGCAACCUGCAGCUGGGCUUUGGAGCUUUUGUCGACAAGCCAGUCUCUCCAUAUAUUUACAUGACCUCAGAAGCAGAAAUCGAAAACCCCUGCCUUCGACUUAGCCAGUCGUGUAGACCUGUCUUUGGAUUUAUAAAUGCACUCAAGCUGACGGAAGAAGUGGAGAAGUUUAAUGAGGAAGUAAUUAAACAGCAGGUCUCUCGAAAUCGCGACACACCAGAAGGGGGAAUGGAUGCCAUACUUCAGGCUACAGUGUGCACGGAUGAUAUCGGUUGGCGUCAGGAGGCCACACACAUGUUGGUCUUUGUUACUGAUGCUGGCUCACACUUCGCACUGGACGGCAGGCUGGCUGGUAUCACCCGCCCUAAUGAUGGGCAUUGCCAUAUGAAUCUGAACAAUGAGUACAAUGCCUCCACUAUCCUGGAUUACCCAUCACUUGCUAUGCUGGCUGAAAAACUCACGGAGAAUAACAUCUUUCUGAUCUUUGCAGUCACUGGUUCGGUCACUGAGAUAUACAGGAGUUACACUAAAAUGCUUCCUGGUUCUACAGUUGGGACUAUUUCCAGGGACUCCAGCAAUGUCCUAGAUAUCAUCAUUGAUGCCUAUCAGAGAAUCCGCUCCAUUGUAGAAAUGGAAGUUUUGAAUCUGCCAAAGGAACUGUCAGUAACCUUCGAUGCUCACUGUGGAGAUAAUGGAUUUUUCCCAGGACAGCGAGUCUGCUCCGGGCUGAAGAUUGGAGACACAGUUAAUUUCACGGUGAAAUUGGAAGCCAGGGAGUGCCCAGUCGGUGAAAAAGUGAAGACCUUUACGGUGAAACCCAUUCUGUUUAGGGAUUCCCUGGAGGUGACAGUCGAUUUCAACUGUGACUGUGAGUGUGAGAAAGACGCUGUAGAAAACAGCACUCGGUGCUCUAAUGGCAAUGGGACCUACGAGUGUGGAGUGUGCAAGUGUCUCCCAGGCCGCCUUGGACCAUCCUGUGAGUGCACAGACAGUGAUUUCUCAGUGACUGAAGAGGCCUCCUGCACCCCAGAGGGAGGCGGGCCCAUUUGCAGUAACCGGGGGGAUUGCUUCUGUGGACAGUGCGUCUGCCACAACAGUGACUUUGGGAUCAUAUCCGGCAAGUUCUGUGAAUGCGAUGACUUUUCUUGUGGACGCUUCAAGGGCAAACUGUGCUCAGGGAACGGCAGGUGUGAGUGCGGAGAGUGCAAGUGUUUCCCAGAUUGGACCGACAGAUACUGCAACUGCACCAUCAAGACUGACAACUGUGUGCCCGCUUUCGGGCUGAUCUGCAAUGGGCGAGGUCACUGCGAAUGUGGGAAGUGUGUUUGCACUGGUGGAGCAUUCGGAGACCAAUGUGAGAAAUGUCCCACCUGCCCAGAUGCCUGCUCCUUCAAAAGGAGCUGUGUCGAGUGUAAAGUGUUUGAGACUGGGAAAUUGAUGGAGAACGGCACGUGUGACAAGGUAUGCAGGGAUGAGAUCCGAAGAGUGAGGACGUUGGAUACAGAAACUACAGAUGGUGUCAUCUGUACCUAUAAGGACGAGAAUGGCUGUGUUGUUCGGUUCCGUUAUCACGAAGAGUCAAAUGGAAAAUCGAUUCUGUCAGUUAUUGAAGAACCAGAGUGCCCCCCACCAGUGAACAUCCUGCUGAUUAUCCUGUGUUUGAUGGGCGCCAUCCUGUUGUGUGGUUUGGUGGCUCUAUUGAUGUGGAAGUUGCUGGUCACCGUCCACGAUAAGCGAGAGUUUGCCAAGUUUGAGGCAGAAAGAGCCAACGCAAAGUGGAAUACGGACAACAACCCACUGUACCAAGGGCCAACGACAACCUUCACAAAUUUCACCUACACUGGCAAUACAGACUGAGGGGAACAUCGGCACUGAGAGGGUUAUACAACCCACAGCAAGGAGAGCUUCAAAUAGGCUGCAUGGGGCACAAAAACCAAGGGGCUUAGCGUUUUAAUUCUGAAUGAAAUGGCUUUCCUUUCACUGGCCAAUGUCGCGCUGGACACAGGCACAACUUCACUCUGUAAAGCCUAUCUUCCCUCAAUAGUGGGUCACUCGACCUAGAAACGGCACUGAGACACAGUCAGGUGGCCCUAGUGUAUUUCCUCAGUAUGUGUUUGAACCUGCCACAGUGAAUAUUUCUGACAUCUGAACAGUCUCUCUGAAGAUCACAAUAGGUCAGCACACUGCAGCAUGUACACCUUCACAAAGGGUAUUGAUAGAGCAAAUAAGACAAACCAAUUUCUCUGACUAGUAGUUCUGUAACCAAAGGACAGAAUUUUGAAGUCAUUGUCAAAGGACCAAGGCAGAGAUAAAGAAAAUAGUUUUUUACCUGAGCAAUUAUUAUGAUUUGAAACGUGCUGGCUUAAAGGUUGAUAGAUGUAAAUUCAACAGUAAAUUUCAAAGGUGAAUUAGUUAAAUAUUUGAAGGGAUAAUUUUGUGGGUCUUAUGGGACUAAUUGGGUUGCUUCAUGUACUAUAUGAUUCAAUCCAAGACUGCCAGCUUUAAAUGCUGCUUUGCCAUAAGACAUUGGAGCAGAAAUUAGGCCAUUCGGCCCAUUGAGUCUGCACCACCAUUCAAUCAUGGCUGAUAAGUUUUUCAACCCCAUUUUCUCACUUUCUCCUGUAACCUUUGACCAGGGUUGGAGCAUCAUAAUUGGGCCUCGACAGUCCUGGGUUUAGAAAGGUCCCAUACCUGACUGUAAUCCCAUUGUUCCCACUGGAAGUGGGCAAGAUUGGGUUUCAAUUGAUGCUGUCUGGGUGUGUUUGAUCAGUUGAUAGAGGUAUACAGAGUUAGGGGAAAGGAAGGGAGAAACUGGUGGAUCAUCUUUGGAGACAGCGGAAUCUGUAAACUGACUCCAAUUCAACUGAAUGUGUCCUUACAAACACAACAGAAGCUGCACAUUUGACUGCUGUGGGUACAUAUACUGCACAGCAGCUCAACAGUGUCACUUGAUCCUGCUUCCCAACUCUAUCAUAGAUUACAUUACAGUGUGGAAACAGGCCCUUCGGCCCAACAAGUCCACACCGACCCGCCAAAGCGCAACCCACC